This is a messenger RNA of Oryza brachyantha (malo sina), 1018 nucleotides long. Its product is annotated as dehydration-responsive element-binding protein 1H-like. Lineage: Eukaryota; Viridiplantae; Streptophyta; Magnoliopsida; Poales; Poaceae. The coding region runs from base 166 to 891 and encodes 241 amino acids. The record is from RefSeq and is a predicted model, not a curated record. Gene Ontology annotation, biological process: regulation of DNA-templated transcription. Gene Ontology annotation, molecular function: DNA-binding transcription factor activity; DNA binding. The transcript has a single exon.
GCCUCCUCCCAUGGCUUCCCCGCGUCCCGACCCGCCGCCCCCAGAGGCAUACCUAUAUAUACUCCUCGCGCUGCCGAUCACUCGGCAACGCGCUCUCACUAGCUCAGACCAGCUCGGCCAUCUCUCGAUCACCAGCCACUCCACGGUUAGUUGCCACUUGCAGCAAUGAGCUCGUCGUCGUCUUGGUCGGGGUCGGAGGCGUCGUCGGGGUCGCGGGUGCAGCAGGACAAGGCGGUGGUGUGGUCGAAGCGGCCCGCGGGGCGCACCAAGUUCAGGGAGACGCGGCACCUGGUGUUCCGCGGCGUGCGGCGGCGCGGCGGGGCCGGGAGGUGGGUGUGCGAGGUGCGGGUCCCCGGGAAGCGCGGCGCGCGGCUGUGGCUCGGCACGUACGUCACCGCCGAGGCCGCGGCGCGCGCGCACGACGCCGCCAUGAUGGCGCUCCGGGGCGGCGGCGCGGCGUGCCUCAACUUCCAGGACUCCGCGUGGCUGCUCGCCGUGCCGCCCGCCGCGCCCUCCGACCUGGCCGACGUCCGCCGCGCGGCCACCGAGGCAGUCGCGGCCUUCCUCCAGCGCAGCAACGCCGCGGAGGCCAUGGAAGAGGCCACCUCCAGCGCGUCCGCGCCGCCGCUGGCCAACAGCGACGUCUCACCGUCGACGCCGCCGCGGCCUCCAGUCGACGCAACGACCGAGCUGCCCCUGCCGGCGACAUUAAUGGACACGUUCGAUCUUGACUUCUUCGGGGAAAUGGACUACGACAUGUACUACGCGAGCCUUGCGCAGGGGCUGCUCAUGGAGCCGCCGCCGCCGCCGGCGACGGCAGCGGCGGAGGCCGCCAGUGCGCACUGGGACAUCGGCGACGAAGCAGCUGACAUCGCGCUCUGGAGCUUCUAAGCUCUUGACACUGUCUCCAUUUGACUGUACUCUGUGUUUGACUGUGUAACGAAUUGAUACUGUGCCUUGGUAGCAUGUUUAAAUUUGUUGAUUAAACGAUUUUCAGAGCUCAGAUUUCGCUAACGAU